AAUAUCAUUUCUAUGUGGUUGAUUUUUAGACAUUGCAACUUUUAUUAUCUGUGUUAAAUAAGGGAAAAGCGUCUCCCUUCAGAUGCUUAAAAGCUCCCACAUUCAAAUUAAUCUUUUUCUUUCCAUGGCACCUCAGAGACCAGCAGGACAACAGUUGGGUGAACAAUGGUGGUGUGACCUCAGAGAAGACGUGGGCCCUCUCCCCGAACCCGCUCCUCCUUCUCCGAGGACUUUUUCGAGUCCAGAUCCUCUCGGACGCUGCUCCCCUCAGAGGGAGGUCGCAGUACACACCAAACCUGCAGUGCAUACCUCUGACACACAGUUCUCCUCUCACAGCAUUGGCAGAACAGCACCUCAAGCCCUCGGUAAAAGACAGUGGCCAUCCCUCCACAACCGAGAGGAAGCGGCAUCAUCAGCAGGAUGCUCACGUGUUAGGGGAGGAGAGGGGGGGGGAGGAGGAGAGCAAGAUGAAACAGUUGGACUGGUGAAAAGACAGCUUAUCACAAACCAGGUGAAGGAGAGAGUAAAUAAAGAGGAGGUUGUGAUGGAUAAAGGGGAAGAGGAGGAGCUGGGGAGUGGCAGAGGAGAUGGAGGAGCUGCAGGAGGAGAAGAAGGAGGAGAAGAAGGAGGAGGAGAACGGCUGCAGAGCUGCCCCAUGUGCCUGAUUGUGUUUCCUUUUGGGUUCACACAGAUGGACUGUGACGGCCACCUGGCCCAGUGUCUGUCGGAGAUGAACGUGGACAUGACCUGGUGAGCCCACAGGUGGCUGCGCUGGCUGCCGUCCAGGAGCUGCGAGCAGCCCAGAUGCCCCACGCUCUCCAGGAUCCCGUUGUACGAUGGACACACCCAGAGCACAGGGAGCGCUCAUAUUCAGUGAUGCUCUGACACCUUACAUAGGCCCCACACUGACAGAGGCACUCCUGCUGGGACACAAACAGCAUUCGGAUGUUACAGGAGAGAGGUCUUUUUGAGGAAUGUCCAUCUGGCUUUGGUCACAAUGACUCUGACUGCACCUCUCAGAGGACCCUGCUGUCAUUUUUCAUUUACCCUCUUGAGACCCUAGUUCCCACUACAUUUGACUCCACUUGAUCGUUUCCACUUGCCCCCUGGCAGCCUACCUUUGAUUCCAGCCAGUCAAGUCCCACAAACUUAAACAACAGUUCGACCUGUCAUCAUCUGAACCAGGUCACAUCCUCCUCAGAGAGCUACUUCAUAAGUCCACAUUCGACUGAUUGAUUGAAAGAUGCAGUUGUUUUUUCAGACGAAACACAUUUGAAUUAUAACUGCAUACAAAUAACCACUGACUAAUAUUAAGCUUAAAAAAGUUACAGACAUGAACUGCGGAAGAUGUUUGGAGAAUUUGGUCCGGACUUUGCCUUUCACACAUGAACAACACUGCAGGAAAUUGUCUACUCUGAGUGUUCAGAUGAGGGGUGGAGCAGUAGGCAGAGACGGGAUGGAACACCAGCUUCGGCUCUUAUCACCAAAAACUCUCAUGACAUCUAUGCGUAUGCCACCGCUUUUUCAUCCUGAGAUAUUUGUUAUCUUUUUGUUUUUAUUUUCAGUUUUACAUCUGUUGCAUGUUAGAAACGUCUUCAACGAGUGGGGGGCUCGCAAUUGCUGUGAAUCCUGGAGAGGAUCCCCUGCUGUGUUCUCACAUCGGCUCAUUCCGGCGAUCUGCAGAGUUGUUUCUCGGCCAGACUAUCUAAUUUUUGUGUUUUUUACUUACAUUUUUUCUGAUGGAGUGAAAAGAGCUGAGCGGGUUUAAGCUGUGGCUCAUUCAGCCCAUGUUCUUGUUACUUUGGAAAGUCUUCAUACAACCAGAAAGCCCAGAAAACAAGGAGAAACAUUCUGUGAUGUAAACAGAGUACAGAACUGUUGCUGGGACGUACUAUUCACCUUUGCCUAGCAUAAGGAAGCAGGUGUGAGCCAGGCUCCGUCCACAGGCAAGAAACACAAACAUCGCUUCAGCUUAUGAAGACGUUGUUUCUUGCUGGACCACAUGCAGCAUCAGUCGGUGUCGGUGUAACAGUGAGCGGGGCGUUAUUGUUUGUGUGCAGAUCAGUUCACGUGUUCAUCCACGACCUUUAGAGGUUCCCCUGCCCCCCCACAAUCUUUUAGCUGAGCAAUGCUGAAAAAGUCCAGACUCCAGCUAUGAACCGACUGAGACUGAUUCAUUGACCUUCUCUUGCUGCUCCCAGAAAAAUACCUAAAAUUUUUGAACGAAAUGUAUUGAAACCCAUUUAAACUGAAUUCUGUGUGUUCUGUGUGUAUUUACUCCAAGUCAACUCCACCUCAGAGGAAAGAGUCUCUGAUGAGCUCAUGCUCGAUGCCAUCAUUCCCACCCAAACAAAAAAACAUUCACACGCAGGAACAAUUUAGAUUUAAUCUGAAAAUAUUUUCAGAAUCAUAUUUCUGUCUAACUGCAAUACAUGUGAAGUGUAGAUGGUUAGGAAUGUGAAUACUGGCCUUGAUAUAUGCCCAGUAGAGUAACUGGGCUGCAGAUUUCCAACGAGAAUUUCUAACAGCUUAUUUUUCUCUGCAUCAAUAAAACACAGAUAAUGAUAUUGGAAGAUGACAAGUGGUUAAUGGCCCAUUGAAGUCUCCCUGUAUUAACAGAGUAGGUGCUGAUCAGAGGGUGCGCGCACACACAUACACAUGACCCCCCCCCCACACAC
Platichthys flesus (European flounder) is the source of this 2678-nucleotide messenger RNA. RefSeq lists its product as uncharacterized. The record is from RefSeq and is a predicted model, not a curated record. The transcript is spliced from 2 exons. NCBI's taxonomy places the organism in Eukaryota, Metazoa, Chordata, Actinopteri, Pleuronectiformes, Pleuronectidae. Gene Ontology annotation, molecular function: ubiquitin binding. The coding region runs from base 83 to 754 and encodes 223 amino acids.